UCCGGCUGUCAAAUUCGAAAGACACGUUCCGCAAUGGGUGACACUGCUGCUGAAGAUAUCCAAAAACUAAACAUUGACUCAAAGGCAGGGUUUUAAACAUUAUAUUUAGUUUGAGAAAGUAUAUUUGUGCGUUAUGUAAGUCAUGAUAAAGUUUAUUGGCAUCCGUGGAGGCUGUGUGGUCCGCUGCAAGGACUACGCAUAUGCCACAUGGUCAAAGGCUAAAGCCAUGAAGGAAAAGAAGAAGAAAACGGAAGAAGGUUCCGGAGGGGUUGCUGAGCUGAACCCUUGGCCGGAAUACAUCCAGAAACGUAUUACCUUGUGGGACAAGUUUAAAGCUCAGUAUGAUGAGCAGCUGGCUAGCAAGCCUGAUAUGAGCAUAGUAGUGACCUUACCUGAUGGGAAGACAGUUGAAGCUAAAGCCUGGAAAACUAGCCCUUAUGAUGUUGCUAAAGGAAUUAGCCAGGGUCUGGCAGACUCCACCAUCAUUGCUCGGGUGAACAAUGAGCUUUGGGACCUGGACCGGCCAUUGGAGAGUGACUGCAAGUUGGAACUGCUCCGCUGGGAUAACACUGAUGCUCAGGCUGUGUUCUGGCACUCUUCUGCGCAUAUGCUGGGAGAGGCUAUGGAGAGGGUUUAUGGAGGCUGCCUCUGCUACGGGCCUCCUAUUGAUGAAGGCUUUUAUUACGACAUGUAUUAUCCAGAAAAGGGGAUCUCAUCAACGGAUUUCCACGUACUAGAAGGUCUAGUAAAGAAAAUAGCAAAAGAAAAGCAGCCUUUCGAACGUCUAGAGCUGACUAAAGAACAGUUACUGGAAAUGUUUGACUACAACCCUUUCAAAGUGCGCAUUUUGAACGAGAAAGUUAACACUCCUACUACCACGGUGUAUAGAUGUGGGCCCCUCAUUGAUUUGUGUAGGGGGCCUCAUGUGAGGCAUACGGGGAAGGUUAAGGCCUUGAAAGUUACUAAGAACUCAGCUACCUACUGGGAGGGUAAGGCCGACGCUGAAAGCUUACAGCGUAUCUACGGCGUCUCGUUCCCUGAGCCCAAACAGCUGAAGGAGUGGGAGCAUAUACAGGAGGAGGCCGCGAAGAGGGACCAUAGGAAAAUUGGCAGGGAACAAGAGCUGUUCUUCUUCCACGAGCUGUCCCCCGGGUCGUGCUUCUUCCAGCCGCGCGGGGCACACAUAUACAAUACUCUCGUUAACUUCAUUAGAGAGCAGUACAGAAUCCGCGGCUUCCAAGAGGUGGUGACGCCGAACAUGUACAACUCGAAGCUGUGGCAGACGUCAGGCCACUGGGCGCACUACGCCGAGAACAUGUUCUCCUUCGACGUCGAGAAGGAGACCUUCGCGCUCAAGCCCAUGAACUGUCCCGGACAUUGUCUGCUAUUCGACAACCGCACCCGUUCCUGGCGCGAGCUGCCCCUCCGGCUGGCGGACUUCGGCGUGCUGCACCGCAACGAGCUGAGCGGCGCGCUCACCGGCCUGACCCGAGUGCGGCGCUUCCAGCAGGACGACGCGCAUAUCUUCUGCACGCCGCAGCAUAUCGAGCAGGAGAUGAUUGCCUGUCUAGAGUUCCUCGAUCAUGUGUACACAACGUUCGGCUUCACUUUCCAAUUGAAGCUAUCCACGAGGCCUGAGAAGUACCUGGGAGAUCUCGCUACAUGGGACCAGGCUGAAAAGGCUCUAGCAGACUCACUGAACAAAUUCGGUCGGCCCUGGCAAUUGAACCCGGGCGACGGUGCAUUCUACGGCCCCAAGAUAGACAUCACCAUACAGGACGCCUUGAGACGAUCACAUCAAUGUGCUACCAUACAACUAGACUUCCAACUGCCCGAGAGAUUCAACCUCACUUAUGUUAGUGAAAGUGGCGACAAGAAACGUCCAGUGAUCAUUCACCGCGCUAUCCUAGGCUCAGUGGAGCGUAUGAUCGCUAUUCUGAGCGAGUCGUACGCGGGCAAGUGGCCCUUCUGGCUCAGUCCCCGGCAAGUGUGUGUCGUGCCUGUCGGACCUUCGUUUGAUGACUAUGCUGUGCAUGUGAACCAGCAGCUGUUCGCAGCAGGCUUCAUGUCGGAGGUGGACACGGACGCGGGCGACACGCUCAACAAGAAAGUUAGGAAUGCACAGCUCGCGCAGUUCAACUAUAUCUUAGUUGUCGGCGACCGCGAGAAGACUUCAGGCACGGUUAACGUUCGCACCCGCGACAACAAAGUGCACGGCGAGAUGUCCAUACAGGGACUCAUAGACCAUCUCAACACGCUCGUCAAGAACAAGACCUUGGCUGAAGACAGUGAACUGAUGAAGUAGAGGAAAAAUUGGGGUUUUGAAUCGUUCGUGAAGGUGGGAAUUACUGUUUAGUGUGAAAGUUUAGUAUUGAUUGAAGGUAUAAAGAUCGGGAAUAAUUGGUUGAAAUUCGGCAUUCUUAUGAUAGAAAGUUACAAAAUAAAUCUUCCCAAACCACCUUUCAGAGAAUGCCAUUGUUAUGAAAUAAUAGUAUUCAUACAGAAUAACACUCAAUGUUUAUAUGUUUUUGUGUGUUGGACUAGCAGGUAAAUUAUAAAAAUAUCGUAAAAAUUAAUAUAUAAAAGCAUUUAUUUAUUUAUUUAACGAAAAUAAUUAUAUUUCUAUAAAAGAUCUGCUGCUAAAAAGUCUAAUGAAAUAAGAAAUUCAUGCUUCAGAGUAUAUUUAAAUUUCAUCACGAACGAUUCAAAAACCAACCUUAAGUUUAGAACAAAAAGGGUUAGAUUGAAAUAAAAGUAUUGUUCCAACUUUGUGCAAACUGUCGGAAGUUUUCAAUUAUUUAUUUAGAACUCUAGAUACUUACGGAUCUAGUUAAAACUAGUUUAAAUAGUAUGUAAGUCACCGAAUUUCAGUUUUAUUGGCAUUUGACUCCCACUGCUGGGCAAAGAAUUCCAUGAACCUCGCAUUUUAUAUGACUAGGUUAUUUUCGAUUUUUUUUAGUAAGUAAAAAAAAUAGUGAUGAUUUUGUGUUUUUAGCAAUAAAAUUGAUAUUAAAUUUUUUGUGGUAUGAGUACUUUACCCAGCGUUGGGCUAGAUUAGGUAAGGUAUGGUUUAAUACUGAAGAAGUUAAUUUCUAGCUUUCUUAAGCGGUCCAGCGGUCCAGUUAUAGCAAAUUUUGCUGUAUUUCCAGUGAGAAGAAAAUCUUUACCUUUCCGUCUUUCGUAGUAAUUUAUUUUGAGUAGUAAAGUUAAGCUUGUCAACUUCUAAAGUUUAUAAUUAUGUUAAGGCAUACCGAAACUAGUUACUAAAGUAUAGGUACUAAAAUGACGUUAACUUUUACUUAUUUGUGCUUUUUGUAAGCUGAAAUAUUUUCACGAAAUUAAAAGCAAUGUAAUAUUGAUAUUUUACCUCUUUGUUUGUAUCCUCUUUGAUUAAAUUUGAAAAAGGCCUAAACGUGUAUCUAAGAUAAGUCAAUGAAAAAAUAUCAGCAAGUUUUCAAGAAUAUUUUAAUUUAUGUGCAUUUUUCAACAUAUUAGUAUUUCGGUGUGCUACUUGCUUUAUGUACGGUUUUGGUUUAUGAAUGAUGAGCAUUUAAAAUGUUUUGAACCUAGCUAGUACAAUUAAAUUAACCUUUAACGGC
This is a messenger RNA of Helicoverpa armigera (cotton bollworm), 3599 nucleotides long. Its product is annotated as threonine--tRNA ligase 1, cytoplasmic. Gene Ontology annotation, cellular component: cytoplasm. Gene Ontology annotation, biological process: threonyl-tRNA aminoacylation. The record is from RefSeq and is a predicted model, not a curated record. The transcript is spliced from 14 exons. Gene Ontology annotation, molecular function: ATP binding; threonine-tRNA ligase activity. Lineage: Eukaryota; Metazoa; Arthropoda; Insecta; Lepidoptera; Noctuidae. Bases 143 to 2305 code for a protein of 720 amino acids.